This is a messenger RNA of Symbiodinium natans, 906 nucleotides long. The record is from the annotation of a GenBank genome assembly. NCBI's taxonomy places the organism in Eukaryota, Dinophyceae, Suessiales, Symbiodiniaceae.
AUGGACAUGCUCGAGGAUGCCCAUCGCACUGGAUCGUAUUUCGAUGCUAUCACGCAUAAUCCUGCUAGCUUCCGGGACAAGGUAGUGCUGGAUGUAGGUGCUGGAACUUGCAUACUGUCGAUCUUUGCGGCAAAGGCUGGGGCCAAGCAAGUCUACGCCGUUGAGGCUACAGACAUGGCCCUUCGAAGUCGGAAAAUUGUAGAAGCACAAGGCUUGAGCCACAUCAUCAAGGUUGUGCAGGGCACCAUCGAGACUGUGGCCCUACCGUGCAUGGUAGAUGUCAUCAUCAGUGAAUGGAUGGGGUACUUUCUCUUGAGAGAAAGUAUGCUGGACAGUGUACUCAAUGCCCGGGACCGGUUUCUGAAGCCAGGUGGCGCUCUGUUUCCUUCGCAUGCGACGCUCUUCCUGGCACCGGUUGGUCCUUACAAAGCUUGCCGUGAGAAGCAGCAGACUUUCGAUUCGGAGCGGACGCAUUUUGAGGACUUCAACGGCUCCAUGCUUCAGUGGUAUGGAACGGACUUCUCCUGCAUGCGUGAUGAGUUCCUUGCAGAGCAACGAAUGUACUAUCUGCAGACAGGCAUGUUCGUCAACCUUUCGCCGAAGCAAUUGGCUGGAAGCGCCAGCCCUGUCCUCGAGAUUGACUUGCGGAAGAUUACCAUCGAAGAGCUGCAGGCAGCCAAGCCAUUGACAUGCACCAUGAGGGUUACCAAAGAUGGUCCCCUCGACGGCUUCGUCGGGUACUUUGAUGUGGCCUUCCGUGGUUCACCAGAGAAUCCGGUAAAGGAGGAAGUCGUGUUGACAACGGCACCGACGACAUCCACACAUACGCAUUGGGGUCAGCAGCCGGAGGCUUACACACAUGUUCCAGCCUGUUUGCACAUCGACUGGAGAAUUGAAGAAGUGUAG